CACACACACACACAGAGACACACACACACACACUGGCCCUACCUCUCUCAUGACACAGACACACACACACAGAGACACACACACACACACAGAGACACACACACACACACACACACACACACACACACACACACACACUGGCCCUACCUCUCUGAUGACACAGUCACACACACACACAGACACACACACACACACAUGCACAAUGCACACACACUGGCCCUACCUCUCUGAUGACACUCACACACACACACACACACACACACACACACACACACACACACACACACUGGCCCUACCUCUCUGAUGACACAAGACAGGCAGCAAGACUGGCCGACCUGCCGCUGCGUCUUUUCGCGCGCCUUCCAUCUCAUUCCCGCCCUCCUUUCAAGCCGCCAGCAGCGUCCAUCCUGUCCACGCCGCUGCGGCUUCUUCCACGGACACCCGUGGGAGGCGGCGGCUUUCUUGGCAGAGAGGCGAGCUCCGGCGUGCAUUUCCGCCGCACGUUGCGCGCACAAGACGCACGCAGGCUUGUUUUCAAGCGCACUACGACGCACAAGAAGUGUGCACAAUCGGCGGUGGGAUUACUUGGAACCCAAGUUGUUGCUGCAGGUGACCAACACCUGGAUUGCGCGCCACAUUUCUGCAGGUGUGCAGCGUUGUUUUCCCACGUAUGGACUGUGGGCGCAUCGUGCAAGAAGACCGCGUCUGCGUCUCUGCGUGGGCUCCUCAGUGGCUGCUGGACCCUACCGAACCUUACUCUGACAGGAAUGCGGAGCCGGGAUUUGUCAUAUCCACCUUCAGCUGUGACACUCAUUCCGUCCAGUCCUAGGUCAUGCUGAGACAAGUCCUCCUUAACUACACCCGCACCCCUCACCUGGACCUGCUGCUUAUGGCCGCCUCCUCCACCAGCGCCCCCGCCUCCGUCAAUGUGUCCCACGGCAGCUUGGUGAGUGUGGCCGCGCUGCUCAGACCCACCUCGGGCCGGGGAGGAGGCGGGCUCCGAGAUGGCGAGCUGCACAAACCGGACCUCCUGACCUACAUCGUCAUGUGCCUGCUGCUCUUCCUGCUGGUGCUGCUCAUCGUCUUCUUCAUCAACUGCCAGCUGAGGAACUCUUUCUUCGCCUCCAUGCCCUACGACAGGUCUCUGAGAGAAGCCCGGACCUCCUACAAGUAGGAUCGGGGCCCCGGCUUCCUGCUCAAGGGAUCCGCGGGAAAACUGUUGCCUUUCUCGUCUCUCUCGGACAUGGUCUGGACCAGGGGUGCCCAUUACGUCGAUCGCGAGCUACCAGUCGACCGCGGGGGGUGUGUCAGUCGAUCUCCAGCCAGGCUUUUAAAAAAAAUAGACCUAAAAAUGAGUGAUCAUCAAUCUUCACCAAGACGUCACUUAAAUGACAUUCACGGUACCGGAGGGUCUUGUGAGAUGACGCUGGC
Messenger RNA from Nerophis ophidion (straightnose pipefish), 1431 nucleotides. Its product is annotated as small integral membrane protein 32-like. The transcript has 2 exons. The record is from RefSeq and is a predicted model, not a curated record. Bases 833 to 1174 code for a protein of 113 amino acids. Lineage: Eukaryota; Metazoa; Chordata; Actinopteri; Syngnathiformes; Syngnathidae.